This is a messenger RNA of Neodiprion fabricii, 6081 nucleotides long. It is a transcript of the gene Patr-1, whose product is annotated as protein PAT1 homolog 1. Bases 116 to 2521 code for a protein of 801 amino acids. The transcript is spliced from 9 exons. Gene Ontology annotation, biological process: P-body assembly; deadenylation-dependent decapping of nuclear-transcribed mRNA. Gene Ontology annotation, molecular function: RNA binding. The record is from RefSeq and is a predicted model, not a curated record. Lineage: Eukaryota; Metazoa; Arthropoda; Insecta; Hymenoptera; Diprionidae. Gene Ontology annotation, cellular component: P-body.
ACCGAAAGCCUGUCGGGAAGUCCGUGGUUAGUCGUGACCGCCAUGACAGCUGAUGUCUUUUCCAGCGCUUGACGUUUAGUCGGAUCAUGACAUUUUGCGAAUUUAAUUUUGACAAAUGGCAGACUCUUUUUUCGGAUUUGACACAUCUCUCGCUGGUGAUGGCCUAGAAGAUGGAUUUGAUGGACCAUUGGAAGAUGAAGAUAUUAUUGGUGAAGAAGAUGAAUAUGAUGCAUUGAACGAUGAAACAUUCGGAGCGGAAGCAACAGGUGGAGAUUGGGAGCAAGAUCAUGAGAAAUUGGCCCGAAUCACCGAGUCCUGUAGACAGCAGCCGCCCAGCUUACCUUUACACCGGAAUGGCAUUGAAAUAGAUAUCGAAGAUAGCUUGUCACACUUGGUACUAGAUGAUAGAGAUGGGACAACGCCACGACCAGGUGUUUGGGACAGCCCAACGAGCUUUCCUAUGCCGAGAAUUCAACAGCGUCCUUCGAUUUCAUCUACCCUUAAAAAUGUCUGCACUGUUGAGGAAUUGGAGCGAGGUCUCAUCGCUAGUAGACCGCCUCCAGGUCUUGCUAAACCUCUACCUCCUCAACUGCAUCUCCAACAACACCAUCAACAACAACAACAACAGCAGCAGCAGCAGCAGCAGCAGCAGCAGCAGCAGCAGCAGCAACAGCAGCAGCACCAUCAUCAACAGCAACAGCAACAACAGUUACACUAUCAGCAACAGCAGCAACAGCAACAACAACAGCAGCAGCAGCAGCAGCAACAACAACAACAUUCAUCAGGUGGACCAUUCUUGUUCGAUUCCGUACCAUUGGGUGAACUUCAAAUGAAAGGCCUACCACCUCCUCGUUUUCCCCCAGGAUUAGGCCUUCCAGGUCCUCGUGUCAUCUUACCUCCUCAAGUGAGACCACCACCACCUCAGUUUAUGCAGCACCACAGACUGCUUCCUAAUCAACAAGGUAACAUGCUAAGGUACCCUAUGCCUCCUCAUUUGAUGAUGCCACCAGGAGCUCAAAGGCAGCCUCCACCACCUUCAUUUCGUAAUAAUUAUCCUCAACCACCUUAUCCAGGACUCCCUCCACCUCAAUUACUGCGUCCUGAACAAACGAUGAUGCCGCCAUUUGCUAACAAUCAAAUGAACCAUCAUCAACAGCACUCUCCCCAUUCAGGAAAUCAGCGAACAGUUCAGAACAAUCGACCGUUCCAUUCCAAUGACCAGCCAUCUGGUCAUCAACCACCUACUCACCAGCCAUUUUUCAAGAACAACCAAUACCCUCAUCAUAAUCACAACCGAAAUAAUCAACGGUAUCAUCAACAGCACCACUAUCAAGGUAUGAAUGGAUCGAGUGGUCCAAUGGGUGACUACGAUGAGUACGCCGGCCUUAUGAGUAAUCGUGAGAAACAAUGGCUGAUCAACAUCCAGCUGUUGCAACUGAACACCAACCAGCCAUAUGUCGAAGAUUAUUAUUACACUGUAUUUUGCGACAGGCAAAACAAACUGAACGAAAAUCAGGAACACAAGGACAGAAGGCAUCAUAACAACAAUGGCCACCAUAGAGAUUCCAGGGAUAGAGAUCAGCAACAACAUAUACUGACAAAGGUAGUUUACACGCCCAUGCAGUUUGAAAAUUCGCUUGGUAAGCUUCAAUGUGGUAGUGUGACUGCUCCUCGCAAGAUAAUUGACAUGGACGUGGUUCCAAACAACGAUCCUCAGCAAGCACCACAUUCACAACAGAAAGACUCGAAAAAAACACGUCAACUUCUACUAGAGAUCGAAAGAUUGUACACGUUGCAGUUAAAGCUCGAAGAUCUGACUAAUCCUUUAGCUCUAUUAGCAGCAGCUGAACAGCAACACCAACAACAGCAGGAAGGAGAAGGAGAAAAGAAACCAAUCAAAGAGUCCAAAGUUGAACUGAUUGGCAAACUAAUAGCUUCGUUUCUGCAAAUAUUGCGAAAUGAUAAAUUAGCCGCUUUGCUCAGCAUUCGCAAAGGAAAGAUGUUGUUACUUCGACUGCUGCCACACAUGAGCGUAACUGAAUACAGCUCUCAGCUAGGCGAUCUGUGGACUGGAUUGGUUCGUGGAUUGGUAGUUAUAGGGCGCAGGGAUUCUCAUUUACUGACAAACUUUUAUCCUGAAUUUCGAAGGUGGUUACAUACCAUAACUGAUUUCGGCUCUGUUCUACGCCUAGCGAAGGCAUUGGUUGAGUCAGCAUCUCUACCACUAAAAAACAACAGCCUAGCAUUUGCUUUAACAAACAAGUUUGGAGUAUCGGUUAUAGCCUCGGUGUUAGAACAAGCUGAAACAUUAUCUCCAGUUGAGGAUACGAUGGCUGGCGAUUGGUCAACUUUUGUUAUGACAUUAGUGGAGACGAUCGGAGUCACGCCUCCCAGCGUUGCACCAUGUGAACCGAUUGCAGCUAAUACUCUUAAUCAACAUUUAAACAGGAUUCAAUCAUUGAAAAUUGAAAGGUAUGCACCAUUGGAACUACUGUUGACCGAUGCAAACCCUUCACGAUAGUCUUAAUUUUAAAAUAUGUAAUUUGAGAAUUUUUUUUCUCGUUCUUAUUCUUUUUUUUCGCGACUUUCCGUACUACUUUCUAAAACUAAAAUGGGAAAUGUUGAAGGGUCAGUGUUUUUGUUACCUCUGAGUGAUCUUAGCGAAUACAUAGGUAAUACUGGAUAUCAUAAACCGGUGUGAAGUACAGUGAAAUGCAUUUUACGCCUAGUUUGAGAUAGUGUUGAAAAAAAAUAUUCUCUUUUCUAAAAGAUAUUGAAACACAGACAGUUGUGUAUAGCUGUUGAUAGAAUUUAUAUUAAUGCUGUUCAAACUAUCUUACUUUUUUAUGACAAAAUAGCAAAAUCUGCUAGUUACUCCAUAUCGGAGAUAUAUAUAUUUAGAAGAAAAAAAGUGAGAAAAUAAUGAUAAUUAUCCACACUGUUUGUACUGAUAUCCAGUGGUCCGGCUGAAAAUUUCGAACAAAUAUUUCAAAAUUGAUACACCUUCGUCUUCGCUCUAAAAAAUAUGUAUUAAUGUAUUGAUGGACUAAAAAUCAAACAAUUGAAUGAGAGUUUUGAUAUAAUCGAAAAAAUCUAUUUGUUACCUCUCACGUUUUUUAAUUUAGGUAGCAUAAGUCACAUGACGCUUAACGGCCUUUUUUUUCCUAAUAUAAUUUUUUUUCUAGUAAAACUUAGCUAUGCUAGUAGAUUGUACAAAACGUGUUGUAUUGGGACAACCAUUUCAAUCUCUGUUUUAAAUAGGGGCAUCAAAGACAAAAAAGGUCUCUCAAAAGAUCUAAGAUAAUGUUUGACUGAAAUAAUAAUAAUUAUCGUUGAAAUAUUAGCACUACGAGUAGAAUUAAUAAUUUUCAGUCUGUGAUUUAUGCUAUAUAAUCUCGAUAUCUGUAAGAAAACGGGUUGGGUGGAUUCAUCAAUUCGCAAUUUUAACUACCCAUAUUAUAAUUUCCGAAUAUGUGGGAAUGAAUGUCAGUAAUAAAUAUUGAACUGUAAAGAUUGUUCUAUUCAUACAGAGUGGCAAAACAAGCAGGGUGAGAUACGAAUAUUAUUUUCAUGUUACUUUUAUUAACUAUUAUUAUCAUAUACAUACAUUACGUAUUUACAAUACAAUACAAUAUAUUGAUUUGUGUCUAUAAUAAUUGAAAAGAUUUCAGUAAUAUUUUCACGAAUCACUUCAAUUAUUAUAUUAAUCAAUUUAACAUCCAUCAAAUUAGAUUUCUAAACUGUGAAAAAAAUUCCAAUCAAAGAAACAUCAUUUACGUUUAGACAUAUUCAAUAAGGCAUAAGUUUUGCUGAUUCAUGGAGGAAAAAAAAAACUUGAUCGCUGCCUCGGAUCGUGAAAUCUAUUUAAUGAAACUUUAUCUAAAUAAUCUUACUUAUAAAUUACCUGAUCAUAUUUCUAUGCGUUAAAGAUUCGAUUAAAAUCGAUAAAAUUAAUAUUUUCAACAUCCGAUACAGCGGUAGAUCCACAUGUACAUUAAUUGCAAAUAGUACACUAUUAUUUGUUACUAUUAAUUAUAAUAAUAUUAUUAUUAUUAUAUAUUAUAUAUGUGUAGCUUGUACAUAGCAUGAAACUGAUAAACGAACAAUUCCUAUGUUUUGUAAUUAGUUGCGACUUUUUUUUUCAUAAACAAGUUGAGGAAUACUCUUUCGCGAAAUGGUAACAAAAAUAUAAUAUCAAAGCAAAAAAAAAAAAAAUAAGGAAAAAUUAAAAAAUUAAAAAAAAAAAGACAGUUUUCUCUUAUUUUGUAAAACUUCGUUAAUAACUGUAUUGUUUAGUCAUUGAUUAGCCAAUGUUGAGUUAGAGUGUCAGAAAUAUUAAAAAUGAUGUGUAUGUGAAAAUGUAUAGGUAGAUCAACGUCUUACAAUUUACCAUCAAUUGACUUUUAAACCUAAACUAAAUUGUAAUUAUAUAAUCACUUGUAAUUGCGGAUUUAUAAGUAAGUAACGGGUAUUUACGCGUUUACACAUUUGAUUCAACAGGUGUUGGCGAAAAAUUGUCAAUGCUAAGUUUAAUACGUGUGUGUGAGUGCAUAAAGCCUACUCAACUACCUGAGAUUAUACGGUGAAUUGAAAUCAAAUUAUUUUUCCCCGUUUAUGUAUCGUUGGUCACUGGGAAGUUAAAAAUAGACACGAUUUGAAUACCGUACUCUGGCAAAUGAAUUUUACUCAAUAACCGUUUAACAUAUAUGUCCGUGAAAUUAUCGUACGAGGUAAUUCAAAGGCUUUAUUUUGUAAUGUGAACUAAACCGAAUACCCUAUUUUUAUUUUUAGUACAAUUGACAUCUAAGUGCGGCAGAGCCUUUCAAUUAUGCUUUGUGGUACAUCUUAAUUAUUCAUUCAAACACAUGAAUAUACUGUUCAAGUUCGAGCGUAUAAUGAGAGUACUCAUAAAAAAAUUAUAACAGAAAAAGGUAAACACAAAAAAAAGAGUAAAAGGCAAACAAAAAAAAAAAAAAAAAAAAUUAAAAGGUAAACAAAAAAAAUAAUAAAAAAGGCAAAAAAUAUAAGUCCCAAAGAAGUAGGGAACGUUUUUAUUUUUUAUCAUUCGUGCAAUCUGUAGACAAAUGCAUUUACUGCCAACACAAUGAAUAAAAUGUUUUAUUUAUUCCACAUUAAAUUAUAUACGACGCGUUCCGCAGAUUGCCCGGAUUUUCAUUACAUACGCAUCUAUACAAGAAAAACUGAAAAUGUAUAAUAUCGCAGUACAAGUCCAAAUUAGCCCUGUCAGUUACGCUAUAUUCUUCUUACAAUGUAACUGGGUGAUGAGACAUUGUGCGAUUUAUUAAUGAAAAAAAUAAAACUACUUACACUUUAAAUUAGUUUAGUAAUACUAUUAAUAUUAUUGACAUCAUCAUUAUUAUCAUUAGUUAACGUACGUUUUGCAUCAUUGUUUAAGUUAUGGUUUAAGCAUUCUGAUGAUAUAACUAUUAUCACAUGUUAUACUUGGUAAUUUACAUUGUGAAGUAGUAGCUUUAACUACUUAGGUGAAGUUCAACUGCAAAAGCUUUGCAAAUCUGCCGCACGCAAGUUAAUAUUAUCCAUGCCUUGACUCGUCCUAUUUAUUAAUAUGUUUCGAAAAUAGAGAGUUUUUGGCAAGAUUUAAGGCGAGAUUAGAGUUAAAGGAACGUCAGAAAAAGUAAUACUUGUUGAAUAAAAAAGAAAAAAAUUUUAAAAGCAAAUAGCUAAAAUGUAAGAAUUUGAAGGAAAAAAGUUGUGGGAUGGAUACAUAUUUGUUUGUAUAUUUUCUCUCAUACCUUGAAGAAUGAAAAAUUUAUUAGUCAAUAUUGAUCAGAACAUUGAUUAAAAAAAUGUAUGCAUAAUUAAAGUAAAGAAACCCAAAAUGGCGUAAAAUUUAGUUUUAGAGGACGAAAGAUUCUCUUUAAUUUUCUCUCAACAAUUAGAAAUAUAAUUUCAAUACAAUUAAACUAUCUACCAUACGUAUAACAAAGCCGAACGGAACUGAAUACUUGUGUUAAUAACUUAUACCACAGCUACUGUUAAAAGAAAAAAAAAAAGAAAUGAACGAAAAAAUCAUGUUCAAAUUACAUAACAUGGAGUUUA